This is a messenger RNA of Euleptes europaea (tarantolino), 957 nucleotides long. Its product is annotated as olfactory receptor 51G2-like. Bases 1 to 957 code for a protein of 318 amino acids. Gene Ontology annotation, cellular component: membrane. Gene Ontology annotation, molecular function: G protein-coupled receptor activity; olfactory receptor activity. The transcript has a single exon. The record is from RefSeq and is a predicted model, not a curated record. Gene Ontology annotation, biological process: G protein-coupled receptor signaling pathway. Lineage: Eukaryota; Metazoa; Chordata; Lepidosauria; Squamata; Sphaerodactylidae.
AUGGCGAUCUCCAACCAGACGGAAGACAGACCGCUGCUCUUCAUUCUGAUGGACAUCCCAGGACUGGGCUCCGGAAACGGCUGGCUGGCCAUCCCGCUGGGCUCCAUGUACCUCGUCUCCUUUCUCGGGAACGGCACCAUUCUGGCCGUGAUCUGGGCCGAGCGGGGCCUCCAUGCGCCCAUGUACCUGUUCUUGUGCAUGCUGGCCCUGGCCGACCUGGGCCUCUCGGCAUCCACUCUGCCUUCCAUGAUGAGCGUCUUCCUGCUUCGUUCCAGAGCUGUCAGGGCCGAGGCCUGCUUCAGCCAGCUCUUCUCCAUCCACACUUUCUCGGUCAUUGAGUCGGCUGUGCUGUUGGCCAUGGCCUUUGACCGCUUUGUGGCCAUCUGGAACCCUCUGAGAUAUGCCUCCAUCUUGACCAGGUCGACGGUAGCCAAGAUGGGUGUGGCCAUUGUCUUCCGAAGCAUCAGCCUCCAUCUUCCUCUGCCCUUCAUGCUGAGGGGGCUCAGGUACUGCGGGGCAGAGAUGCUGUCUCAUUCCUACUGCCUUCAUCCAGACGUCCUCAGGCUGGCCUGUGUGGACACACGCAUCAACAGUGCUUACGGCCUUUUUGUGCUGCUUUCCACACUCGGGCUGGACUCUGUCCUCAUCCUCCUUUCGUACGCCAUGAUCCUCAAGACUGUGCUGAGCAUCGCCACCUGGAAGGAGCGCCUCAAGGCCCUCAACACCUGCGUCUCCCACAUCUGCGCCGUCCUCCUCUUCUACACCCCCCUGAUGAGCCUCUCUAUGGUCCACCGGUUUGGGAAGAAAUUGCCCCCCCAGAUCUACCUUCUUCUGUCCUACCUCCACUUCCUCCUGCCUCCUGUGCUCAACCCGGUGAUAUACAGCGUGAAGACCAAGGAGAUCCGGCGACGGGUCUUUGGGAUAUUUCAGCGCAAAGCUUUGGGAUUCAGGCUCUGA